Molecule: messenger RNA, 5800 nt
Organism: Sinocyclocheilus rhinocerous
Lineage: Eukaryota; Metazoa; Chordata; Actinopteri; Cypriniformes; Cyprinidae
Exons: 6
Coding region: 171-5516 (1781 amino acids)
Source: RefSeq, a predicted model, not a curated record
CACAUCAGAGGCCUCAUAAGAUUCCUUGUGUGGAGCCGAGUAGUAGUUAGAGAAAGCAGCUGAAAGAAAUACAUUAAUCAAGACAGAGGAGCGAUUCUUACACGAAUGUUCAGAAUGUGAUUAUUCCACUCCUACAUUCUGUCUGGAGAUACAAUUGAACAUUCAGUAGCAUGCAAGCCGAUUCACAACAUUCAGGACAACUGCAAAAUUUGCAUGGAAAAGAAAGUACACCUGGAAAUGGGACGAGGCAGAACUUUUACCAGAUAUGUUUACCACCUCACACUGCAAGUCCUUCAUAUUCUGGACAAACUGCCACUGGAAAUUACUUCACCUGCACAAUUCAACCAGCAACCAGUGACCAGAUUUUGGCUAGUGGCGUUCAAGCUACCAAAGGCACAAAGCUUGCACAAGAAAAUCAGCUUGACUCAAACCAUACAUUGCCGACAGGAAAACAGGAUUCCCAAAUGAUUCUGUGGAACAUGCCCUCUAAUUACCAGAUAUUCCUACCUGUUAACAACGUAAAUCUACAAGGUGCUCCCAACAAUAAUGGGCCAAACAUGUCACAUUGUGCCUUUAACUCAACUAACAGUUUAUACAUGCAACAGCAAACUACCUCCUCAGCAGUUGGCCCAAAUAAUUUGCAACCGUUUAAAACGAUAGACACUCAAAGUCAUAAUGAAGCUAGAAUAAAUGUGAGCACAAGCAACUUGCAUAGCAGGCAGCACUAUGCAAAUGCUCCUACUAAUUUGCCAAUAGACUCCUCAAAAACAAGGACAAGCUUGCCAUCUGACCUAAAUUAUUGUCCUCCAACAGAAAAUACACAUCAUGGCCAAAGUAGUUUGUUUGGUGGAUACCUUUACCAGUUGUUGUUUGCUGAGAAAUCAAAUAAUGCUAACGUGCAAAUGCUUUCUACCUGUGCACAGAACCUGCAACCGAAUAAUGCUGCUCAGAGAGUUGUUGCCAUUGUCCCGCCAUUGUCUCCGAUAGGAACAGCACCUGUUAAUGUGUUAGACAAAUCUGCUAAUGUGAAAAUGAAUGUAAGCCCUGUGCAAGAGACUGUAGACCAUCAACCAAAUAUUCCACAUCCUCUGGUGACCAACGCUAAUCUGAUGAACCAAACGGGAGAACCAAAUGACCUAACAAGCAAGCAUCAGCGACCAAAGUCAGCAGAGCCAAGGCUGGAUGAUGGCCUUUGCAACGUAGUUGGAGCCGAGAGUCCAGUUUUGGCUAAUGAAUCGACUGACCAAAGUCUCUGUGCAAGUUCGCCGAACCUGAAAUGUGUGGUCGCAGAACAAAACAAGUCUGUUCCAGCUCAAAUGCAAAAUGAACCGGCUGAAAAGACGAAUAAAAACAGUACCGUCAUGGACAAGAAAACAAUUGACCCGGACACUGUUCCUUUUAUUGAAUGGCCAUUAGAUCGAUUGCAGACCUUAAUGGCCGUGAUUCAGCAAAUGGAAAAUGGGGAUCAGAAGAACAUCCACAAAACUGAUCCUGGGAAGGACAUCUUAAAGCUUUACUGGAACGGGGAUACUCGCAAGUUUUCUGAAGCUGUAGAAAGUGGCAUAUAUCAAAGCAUAAUGGAAGAAGUUUAUAUUUACUCUCCGAUGAACGAGCCUGUGAUACUGAGGCAAAUUGUAAAUGAUGCACGUAGCAAAGUCAUCAAGGAUUUUCACGUUUUAAAACACGACGAAGCACCACCGAAGAUGACGUACACGUCGUCCUGGUUGAAUCUUAAUGAAAACGUUGAUGACAUCGACAAGGAAUGUGGUUAUUCUUGGUUCUAUAAGUCUUUUCAAAAUGUCCCCGAACACGAAGCACAAAACUUGGCAUGUGAAGCACCAAGCAAAUUGCAAGAAGCCACUGAAAAGCCAUCAUUGAUUAGGACUAAACAAUUACCAUCAGAGGUGGAGAACAAAGUACCAGCAGACGAACCAACAUCAAACAAUGAGAGUCUACAUGAAAACGUGCCCGUUUCAUUUAAUGGACAAUCUCCACCUGUGACAAACAUCAACUGCUCACCAAAGCAUAAUUGUCAGGUUACAGAACUAACCAACAGUCAGCCAAUUAUUACAAAUUCUCUGGAGGCCAUGGUGGAUUUGGAUGAACAAGGUGUCCCUACUGGAAAGUCAAGUUUGGAUAACCAAUUUGGAACCAAGAGUGUUGUGUCGCCCAAAUCAAAUAGCCAAAGUGACUAUACAAACUCGCCAAAGCCCAUUCAUGUGGUUGCAGAACAACAGGAAAUUGUGUUAUCUUCUCAAAUACAAGUUGGAUCCAGUCAAAAAAUGCUUAAUGACUGUGCCGUUCUUGAUAAGAACGUGAGAUGUGAGACCACGCCAAAACUUAGUCAAGAACCUCCUGUGCACGUGAAUGAAGUGGAGACUGACAAGAUGGAUGCUUCAGCCACUACGGUGAACGUUCUCCCUCAUGACAUGGCUAGACAGUGCUUUGCUAAUGAGAUGAAAGGACAUAAAGUCAUUGCUGCAUUUCCAGACAAGCACGAGGCGCCUUUGUUGAACACACCCCAAGUACUUGACACAAAAUCAACAGAAGAACCGAUAAGCAGGCAGAAGCUAGAGGAGAAAUAUGCCACAUAUUCAGCAUCCAGAGUUCUAGCAUUGCUAUCAGACCAGUAUAAAUCAUCUUUAGCUGAACAUAAUCAGAUUACAGACAAAGUACAACAAGAAGAACAAAUCUCCACUGAGAAAAAUAUGUAUGAUGAGAUUCGUGAGGAAUCUCCUGUUCCCUUGAUUGCUCAGUCUCCACCAGUGAUUGAUAACGUCUCUCCGAAGCUUAAUGAACAACAACCAAAUACUGUUAAUCCACUGAAGGGUAUGAGAAAUCUGGUGAGGACACUGGAAAAACGAGAUGUUUCAUUAAUAAAAUAUAAAAAAUUAAUUGAAAAACAUGGUGGUUUGAAAAAGCAUAAACAGUCAUCUAGAACGUCAAAACUGCACAACAGUUUUGGUAAUAGUGUUGGAGCCCAAAGUCCCAUGUUGACUGAUGAAUCAUCCAGCCAAAGUGACUGCACAAUCGAAGCAUUGACGCUUAGUCCUGUGGUUGAAAAACAGCAGUUUGUUCCAUUAACCCAAGUGCAAAAUGAAUCCAGCGAAAUGAUGCUUAACAGUAAAUUUGAUAAGACCCUAAGAUGUGAGACUGAUCCAAAACCUUGUCAAGAGCUUUCCAUACAAAUCAAUGAUAAGUUUGUUGAGAUGGAUGCUUCAUCUUCUGUUAAGCUUGAUGUUCUCACUCCUGAAGUGGCUAAACAAUGCUUUCCUGAAAAUAGAGGCAUUGCUCCAACAUCAAAGAAUGCAACAUUAAGGCUGGAUGACCCUCUUUGUAAUCGAGCCAAAAGUCCAGUUUUGGCUGAUGGAUCAACCAGCCAAAUUGACUAUGCAAGUCCGCCAAAACUUUAUCCAGUGCUCACAGGACCAUCUCAAAUGCGAAAUGAAUAUAAUGAAGAAAUGCCUGAAAUUGACCGUGUACUCUCAAAUGACUCUGUGAGAUGUGAGACUGACCCAAAACCCAGUCAAGAACUUUCUAUGAACAUGAAUGAAGAGGAGUUUGUCGAGAUGGAUGCUUCAGCUUCUAUUAAGAUUAAUGUUCUCCCUCAUGAAGUGGCUAUGCGAUGCUUUGCUGAUCAGAUGAUGGAAGAUAAAGACAUUGCUGCACGACCAGAGACGAUGCACAAGGCCUGUUUGUUGAAUUCACCCACAGACACUGUAUCGACAAAAGAACAGAUAAACAUGUGGAGGUUUGAAGGGACUGAUGGAGCUAAAAGUCCAGUGUUGACUGAAGGAUCAAUGAGCCAAAGUAAUUGUGCAAGUCCACCAAAACUUGAUUCUGUGAUUGAAGAACCAUCUCAAGUGCAAAAUAAAUCCAAUAAAGAAAUGCCGGAAAUUGACUGUAUGCUCACAGAUGAGAGCGUGAGGUGCGAGACUGAUCCAAAACCUACUCAAGAACUUCCUGUUAACAUGAAUGAAGAGGAGACUGAGAAGAUUGACCGUUUAGACUCUAUUAAGAUCAAUGUUCUCCCUCAUGAAAUGGCUGAGCUUUGGUUUGUUGGCGAGACAGAAAAUAAGGACUUGCAGAAAGACACUACAGUUCAUAAUUCCACUGAGGACCAGGUGAAAGUUCAAGUUCUGGAACUCAAGUCUGAAAAAGAAGUGCUCCUAGAAGAUGUGAAGCCAAAAGAGAGGAAAUAUCCAAGUUCUGGUGGUGAACAGUUGGCUUCUUACUGUUGUCUUGCUAAAUGGUUUCAAACUUUAGAAUAUGGAAAUGGCUCAUUGUGCAUGUGCCAGAAAAAAGCCGAGUUGAGAGAGGAGACUAAAACUGAGGCCCACAGCACAAGUUUAGAGGUGCAGGCUGAAAAAGACAGUCCAGGUGAAUGCGAACGGGUGGAAAUGGAUGCUGCUGCCCUUGAAAGAACCGAUGAUUCUGAAGCCACAGAUGAUUCUGAAGCCACAGAUGAUUCUGAAGAUGAAAACCCAUUGCUGCAUGAUCCUACUACGCACAAGACCAAGAUUGCGAAGGACAUAUCAAGUUCUGAAGAGGUCUCUAAGGCAGAGACUGAAACUUCAGAGCAGAAAAGAAAUGAAUCGCCCACAAAAUGUGCAACAAACAUGACUCCUAUGAAUGAGAUUGAGCAAGACACCCCAGCUCCUGAUUUGAAGACUAAAACAGUAUGGCUUGCACUGUAUGGGUCGUCUUCUGAAAAAGGAAACCAACUAAAGCGAACUAAAAGGUACAAAGAGAAAUCAAGUUGCGAAGAACCCCCAAAAACUCUUCAAGUAACUGUAAGCUCUCACCAGAAGGUUAAAAACAACAGUGAGUCAAAGAAGCGCAAAUGUGUGGAAUCAGAAGAUGAAGAUGCUACUGACAGGAGAGAGCAAAAACGAAGAGUAUCCUUGCAAAAUCUGGUUCAGCGUACAUCCUUGCCCUCGCAUCCUGUUUCUGGACUCAGCAAAAAUAGACUUUCAUCUACCUCAGUCAGAAAACUGCUCAGUCAAAGUGCUAAUGAGAAGAGUGACGUCCAUUUGGCUGAAGGAAAUAAUCGAAAGAGACCACAUAAGCAUACAACGCAACAAAUGUCAAUGAAUAAAUAUAUCAUUAGAGGGAAGACUGUGCCAUCCAAAUUAUUGCAUUCACCCGAGAACGUGAAGAAAAGUAAAUAUGAGUUGGGGAACCCUGCUUUGAUGCCAUUGGAUGAGGGUCCUGCUUUGGAGUUCAAAGUAUUGCCAGAGACUUUUAACUUUGAAGAUGGAGCUCAAGCCGACACAUCAUGGAGUAUGCAAAAUGAGAUGUCAGGCCCAGAAGAAAAAGCCAAAAGGAUGAAAACUAGCCAUGUGCCAACCCAAGGUGUCUGGAGUUUCAGUCCCUUGAAGAAAAAGUGCACUCAACCCAUCCAGGACACUGACGUCUCAGAUUCAUGUAGCCUCUUCCAAGAGUUCAGAAAGAAAUAUCAAGAAAAGAAGGGCAUUGCCUCCAAGCAGAACUUGAAUUCCAGUGAAAGAGCUUGAUUUUUUUUUUUUUUUUUUCUAUUAAAAUGAAAGCAAAUGGGCUUAUUUUGUCAUGUGUUUACUUCCUUGUGAAUGAUAAACCUAAACGGAUACAAACUGCGAGUGUUCAAAUACAUUUUUACUGUUUACUUGAACUUGACUAUUUGUAUUAUAUUAUAAAUGCAUCAUUUGCACACUGGUCAUCCAGAUCAACAGCUGCUAGUCAUCCAGUAUUUGUGUACCAGUUUUAUACAUUAACUGCAUUUCCAAGAAAUAUGUUUGUCAUGAAAGUGUAUUUUUUUUAU